GAUAUUAUCCUACAACUGUAGUGCUUCGAUUAGGACCUGCACAGCUAUAGGAGAUAAUAGCGGUUUUCUAAAGUUUUUGCUAUCGCGUACGCUGUGUUUGCGAUCUGCAGCUUGAGUCAUGUCUGGGCCUUCGAUGAAAAGAUUAGGAGGCACUGGUGAUAGAGGGUCGUCUGCAAGCAAGAAGGCAAGACCGGAGUUGCUUAACGCUAUGAUCGAUCCGUCUAACUUUUACAAAAUGGAAGAUGAGAUUGCUGCUUCUAUGACGCAUGCUGAACUGGUCAAGUCGUUUUUACAUGAGUCCGCGGUUUUGAGGACUGUGUUACAGAAGAUUGUAGAAGGAAGUAAAGAGCCUUGUUCAUCUCAAGUGGUUCUGAAUGUGGCAAAAAUGCGUCGUUGUUCUCGCCUAGUUCACUAUGCUACAGCUCAGCUUAGAGCGGAAACAAUGGCACGAUUGGAACAAGUAGAAGCAAAAUAUUUACACUUACAAAAUUCUUCUAGUGAGAUACAACAUCUUCAAAAAGAGAUCAACCGUUGUCUCCAGUUUAGUGCGGGUGAUGAAGAAAUCGAUAUGGUAUCGCUGGAAGAAUUCUAUGCCACUGCUCCGGAAGGUGUUUCCCGUCCAGAAGUAACGAAAACUAAUGAGCACGAGCAAAGACUGGCCCGAUUGACCUGGGAGAUUGCACAAAGAAAAGCGCUCAUGGACACAUUGACAGAGCAGGAAGGACGUCGUAAUGUGCUAAUCAGUAGCAUAAACGGGAAGGAGCAAAGACUGAAAAGUCUCCGCUCGAAAAUCUCAACGCUCAUGGCGUCGGCUAAACCAGUUCAAGAAGCGUUGGGAGUUGGAAAUGCUUCGGCUUCUUCAGCAGAGCAACGUUCUCUUUUUUCGCUUUUACCACAUGAUCUCUCAGUACUGUAUGUGCAAGCUGAAGCAUAUAGGGACAUUAUGGAAGAUUCGAGUGUGCAGGUGGUCAUCCGCGGUGACGCGACUGAGGCUCUACGUUUGAGACGGCGUCAAAAAGAAGAGCAAGAAGACAAAGAAAACAGCGACGAUGAUGAGGUCAGUGACAAUGAAGGACGUCGUGCAGUUGUGUCUGAACGGCUUGAACUCAAUAAGAAAACUGUGAUUCAGCCCUAUCCGAUUUAUUUGAAGAUCGAGAUCGGUUGUCAAGAUGAUGUCAGGGUGGGCCUGAAGUUGUACUACAUGCCGGAGCUGCGGGUGACUUGCAUGAAGUACAAAAUUACUGGUAAAUUGCCAACGUAUGGAGGUGUUUCCGCUCACGAAACGCUUUUGGAUGGUCUCUUUCCUGGAGACGAUGGCUCCGAAUGCCCGAACCCUGUUGGUGCCGCAAAGCUACAUCAGUUAAAGGUUGGAGUUGAUUCAUUCGCCAACAGAUAUGGUCGCCCAUACAGAUUUGUCCAAGCUAUAACUGGAUCUGGUCCACUGUCGCGCAAUGUCUCUCCGCCCGGUGAGGCGGAAACAAGUGGUGUGCAACUGGCCGAUGUACUGCAUGAUGUGAUAAAAGCUAUUCGAAAAAGGGUGUUGUCAAGGGUGAAACUCGUACGCCAAUUACUGGCACUCGAAACGGCUCCGAUGGAUGAGCUGCUCACAUGUGAUGUGCCUCUGAAACUGGUAACACACGUCACUUCAUUCAAAAUGAUUGAUGAAGAAGUAUUUAUGGCAGCAGUAACGUCAGAAAUGCGAACUCUGGUGCUACAAGAAGGUGGCGCUUUUUAUUUUUUGGCCAUUAUGGAAAACAAGGCAGCUGAUUUAAGGAUAAAUGCCUAUAUAAUGGUACCGCUUGGCUACCCUUCACAGAUUCCGCUGAUUGUUGUAUCAAUAGUCAAAAUGUGUACGAAAGAGAAUUCACCGCAGACUUUUACCGCCUGGAACAGUCACAUCGUAAAAGCACUUGAGAUGUACGUGAACAUCACAUGCAUCAGUAAAGAAGCAGCAGACGUUCAUGCGCUGCUUACCAAACAACUGGCCAAUUUGGUUAGUAGAUGUGAUGUUAUUGCUGACCUUGCUCCUCAAUUCAGUACUGGAAAUACGCAGAAGCAACAUCUAUACAGCAGAUCAUCCAGAGGAAGAGAUGACGACUUGCCAUUCGAUUUCCUUUUGUCGACAAGCGCCUUCGGCUAUCCAUAACAUUGUCUUCGUUGUUUUGUUUGAAAACUAUUGUUAUAAAGUGUUCCUGAG
Molecule: messenger RNA, 2197 nt
Organism: Cylicocyclus nassatus
Lineage: Eukaryota; Metazoa; Nematoda; Chromadorea; Rhabditida; Strongylidae
Source: the annotation of a GenBank genome assembly